Sinocyclocheilus rhinocerous is the source of this 1502-nucleotide messenger RNA. Its product is annotated as transcription factor HES-1-like. Lineage: Eukaryota; Metazoa; Chordata; Actinopteri; Cypriniformes; Cyprinidae. Bases 387 to 1199 code for a protein of 270 amino acids. The record is from RefSeq and is a predicted model, not a curated record. Gene Ontology annotation, molecular function: protein dimerization activity; DNA binding. The transcript has 4 exons. Gene Ontology annotation, biological process: regulation of DNA-templated transcription.
CAUUGGCCACCCGCUCAAACGCUAAACAACCAAUGGAGGGGCGCCGACCACGAGCCAUCCUCCCCUCGGGCCGCGUGUCCCUCACGCUGAUUGGUAGAAAGUUACUGUGGGAAAGAAAGUUUGGGAAGUUUCACACGAGCCGUUCGCGUGCAGUCGGAGAUAUAAAUAAGACCAAGACGACGCUGAGGCAGGCAGUUGCUACGACCGCUGGCAAACGGUGAAAUCAGAGACUGUGACAUCAUUGCCGCACCAGUUGAACUCGGGACACUUCGUGCGGAUAUCCAUUCAUAUCUGGAACUGUAUCUGCGUACAGCGUUCACUCUAGUAGAAGAUACAGUUGGAUUUCUUUAAAAAAAAAAAAUCUCAAAGGAUACUUCCCAGAGAAGAUGCCUGCCGAUAUCAUGGAAAAAAACUCCUCUUCUCCGGUUGCCGCGACUCCGGCGAGCAUGAACACUACACCUGAUAAACCCAAAACGGCUUCUGAGCACAGAAAGUCUUCUAAACCUAUUAUGGAGAAAAGAAGAAGAGCGAGAAUCAACGAAAGCUUGGGUCAGCUGAAAACGCUAAUCUUGGAUGCUCUGAAAAAAGAUAGCUCCAGACAUUCUAAACUCGAGAAAGCGGACAUCCUGGAGAUGACAGUGAAACAUCUUAGAAAUAUGCAGCGGGCACAAAUGACCGCUGCUCUGAACACGGACCCCACCGUUCUUGGGAAAUACAGAGCUGGAUUCAGUGAAUGCAUGAACGAGGUGACCCGGUUUCUGUCCACCUGUGAAGGGGUUAACACCGAGGUCAGGACCCGGCUGCUAGGUCACUUAGCAGGCUGCAUGACACAGAUCAACGCCAUGAAUUAUCCAACACAGCACCAGAUACCUGCCGGGCCUCCUCAUCCAUCCUUCAGUCAGCCAAUGGUUCAGAUCCCCAGCGCGACUCAGCAAGCCAACGUUGUGCCUCUUAGCGGAGUCCCCUGCAAAAGCGGAUCUUCCUCCAACUUGACUUCCGAGGCAACAAAAGUAUAUGGAGGUUUCCAACUUGUGCCGGCAACGGACGGACAGUUCGCCUUUUUGAUUCCCAACGCUGCCUUUGCUCCAAACGGUCCCGUUAUUCCAGUGUAUGCCAACAAUUCCAGCACACCGGUGCCGGUGGCCGUGUCUCCGGGAGCACCGUCCGUCACGUCAGAUUCCGUUUGGCGGCCUUGGUAGACUAUACCUAUGGAAAGCAAAAAGAAAAACUCUUAAAGACUCUUAAAAUACAAAUGACACUUGUUUUCUUUGUUCAGCGUUCAUUUUUGUUCUUUUUGUAUGAAAAUGUGUUUUAAGAGAUGAUGCACUAUAUUUGUAUAGAUCAAAAGGGAGAGAAGUUCAUAUUGAAAUAAGUUUUGUAUUGUUGAAUUCCGUUCAAUGCAUUUUUUAUAUUUGCGGUAUCUUUUCCACGUUGUGAUGCCAAAGAUAUGUCGAAUGCGCUUUCAAGUUUCUUCUUUUUGGAAGAUAAAUAAAUGACAUAUU